Molecule: messenger RNA, 471 nt
Organism: Paramecium octaurelia
Lineage: Eukaryota; Ciliophora; Oligohymenophorea; Peniculida; Parameciidae
Source: the annotation of a GenBank genome assembly
UUGAUGGCUAUAAUUUAAGAAUUGUUUCAUCAACUUGUGAUCCAUUGCCUCAUUGAUGUUAUUAUACUAGAUCGCAUCUUCUUUGUCUUUACCUAGGGGUUAUUACACGGAGCAUCAGCUGCAAGAAGUCAAAAUAGUGUGAUAUAGGUAAUUGUUUAUUUAUGUAUAAAGGAUUUUAAUUUAAAAGGAAAAUGGCUGCUAAUAUGUUUAUGUCUUAAAUCUGGACAACUAAUGUAACUUCUUAGAUACAUGAUUGAUAUGAUUAUUUCUUCAAACAUUGUUGUUAUUCCACUACAAAUACUGACUCUUGUUCUAUUGGACGCCAAUCAUAUUCUUGUGAUAAUUCUAUUACAAUAAUAUGUGUGUAAAUAUGUCACUGUCAUUUAUCCAGCUAGCUUUAAAACAACUAAACGAUAAAAACUUUUAUUAACUUCUUUCAUUGAGAAAUAUAGUCCCUUAAUUUACCAUUGA